Messenger RNA from Sipha flava (yellow sugarcane aphid), 7846 nucleotides. RefSeq names its product triple functional domain protein (gene trio). Gene Ontology annotation, biological process: axon guidance; intracellular signal transduction. Gene Ontology annotation, molecular function: protein binding; guanyl-nucleotide exchange factor activity. The coding region runs from base 317 to 7030 and encodes 2237 amino acids. The transcript has 35 exons. NCBI's taxonomy places the organism in Eukaryota, Metazoa, Arthropoda, Insecta, Hemiptera, Aphididae. Gene Ontology annotation, cellular component: cytoplasm. The record is from RefSeq and is a predicted model, not a curated record.
GGCCGACGGGAUGCCAUUGAUUCGGGUUGAUGUCUGUGCGUUCGGUGGUGUAGUGCGCGUACUAUAGUGAUUAGAUGUUGAUAGAACUACGUUGUGUUAGUAGCUCGCGAUGUUCCGUAAUUUUUGAACGACGUGCUGUUUUCUAUGUAUGUUAUUUUUGACAACACGACCGUUUUCGCCUCGCGUUUAGGUGCUCCGGUCGCGGCACCGUAAUGCGUCGUGCACACCAAGUGAUAAUGCGGCGGACACCCAACGACCUAUCGUUGAACAACAUUCGUGCAACAGUUUGAAGAGCAACCGUGAUAAACUGUGAACCAUGGAUAGUGUUCGAGCUCUGGAGGUAAUGGGUCUCCUUCAGGAGAAAAUAGCUUUCCUUACUGGUGGUCGAGAUAAACGAGGGGCACCUGUAGUUACGUUUCCUUCUACACCUCGAAGAGAACGAGCUAAACUUGAAGAUUAUCGACGACUAUUACAAUACUUUGGUUCCAUCCCUCCAUGUGAAGCUAAAGAAUCAGGUUUAGUAGCUGUGAUUGACAUGCGUGGUGGUUCUGGAUGGUCAUCUGUCAAACCAAUCUUGAAAGCCCUCCAAGAUUGGUGUGCUGGAGGCAACGGAAAUCACGUGUAUGCUGUAUAUGUUGUAAAACCUGACAAUUUUUGGCAUAAACAACGAACCAGCAUGGCUAGUCAUAAAUAUAAAUUUGAAACAACGAUGGUAAAUUUAGAAGGAUUAUCUAAAUAUAUAGAUUCAACUCAGUUAACAUCAGAUCUAGAUGGAUCUCUACAUUAUGAUCAUGCUCAAUGGAUUGAUAUUCGGCUUAGUAUCGAAGAAUUUAUGUGGCAAGCAGCUGAUUUAUUAGAUCGGUUGGACGAUUUACAAGAAGACUUGAGUCGUAAUGACUGUAGAGAUGAUAUUGCCGGAGCCAAACUUGCCCUAGACUUUCAUACCGAUAUGAAAAAGAAAGUACUAAAGACUCCAGUAGAAGAUAUGGAUUUAGCUGGGCAACAACUCUUACAGAGGUUAUCUGGAGACAAUAGUAGUGGUUAUGAUUCAGGUUAUUCUGGAAGAGAUAGUGAAGCUAGUAAUGGAAUUAGUAAUCCAGAUUUACAAGCUUCUGUUCCACAAAUACUACAGCAAUUGGAUACCAUUAGAACAUCCCACAAACAUGUUUUGCAGCUGUGGCAGCAUAAAAAGUUAAAGUUAGAUCAAUGUUUUCAAUUAAGACUUUUUGAACAAGAUUGUGAAAAGAUGUUUGAUUGGAUUUGCCAUAAUCGAGAUGUGUUUCUAAUGAGCUAUGUCGAAAUUGGACAUUCAUAUCAACUUGCCAAAGAUAUACAAGAAGAGCAUAAUCAUUUUACUAUGAGUUCUAUGAAUGUAUAUGUAAACAUUAAUCGUAUUGUGGCUGUUGCACAUCGUAUGAUUGAAUCUGGACAUUAUGCUUCUAAUCACAUAAGAUCAGUUGCUCAACGGUUAGAUAGAACAUGGAAGCAAUUUGCAGCAGGAUUAGAUGAAAGGACAUCAGUGUUAGCAUUAUCUGUCCUAUUCCAUCAUAAAGCUCAGCAGUAUGUGGAAAAUGUACCAAAUUGGGAUGAGGCCAUAGAAAAUGUUACCAUACCAAAUGAAAUUAUGGUAUUGGAAAGUUCAAUUCAUCAACAUCAAAACUUAUAUGAACUCAUGUGUCAAGCUUAUACAGAGGUGUAUAAUGCGUAUCAAAGCCUAUUAAAUGGGCUGGAUACUUUGGUACAAGUCUGUGAAAGUUUUCCAACUCCUCCGAGUAAUACACCAUUUGUAUACUAUGGCAAUUCUCCACAAAAUAAUUUGGAUAGUGGAUCUGAAUCUUCAGCUAAUACUACCAAGGCAUUAGGAACAAAUCAUCAACAAGCUGCAGCUGAUUAUUCUGAAGGAGCAAGCCAUGUGCUUGCUGUUAUACACCAAAUUUUAAACCACCACAGAAGUUUGGAACAUAGGUGGCAUUCAAAAAAGAUAAGACUUCAUCAAAAAUUGGCAUUACGAUUAUUUCAAGAAGAUGUCAAACAAGUUCUUGACUGGUUAUCUAAUCACGGAGAAGUUUUUCUAAGAAAAAAUACGGGCAUUGGACGUACAUUACAAAAAGCUCGAGUGUACCAAAAAAGCCAUGAACAUUUUGAAAAUGUUGCUCAGAACACGUACACAAACGCAGAGAAACUUUUGACGGCGGCGGAAGAAUUGUCUCAGACUGGCGAAUGUGACGCGUCUGACAUUUGCUCGGUAGCCGCCGAGCUCGAAAGUCAUGUGGCCGCUUUUGCGGCUCGUGUUCAGGCUAGAAGAAGACGUUUACAGAGAGCUGUGAAUUUCUAUACACAUCAGUCCGAGCUCCAGGGUUGGCUCGAUGAACUCAGAGCUGAAACCGACGGGUGUGACGAAGCCGCGGACACUCUUGAAGGCACAGAAAGAGCUCUUGAACAAGUCAGCCACCAACGGGAUUCGUGUUUGGAUGCAUGUCAUUCGACAAUAACUGAAGGAGAGGCCUUAUUACAAGAACUAAGAAGUGGAGGUGUAACUGCAGAAAUGGAUCCCACUGGAUCAGUGGCUGCAGUAGAUGCUGCACUUGAGCGACUGAAUAAACAACGUUUAGAAUUAGAACAACUAUGGGCAACUAGAAAAUUGAAGUUAGAUUUAUGUUUGAGGCUACGUAUUUUUGAAAGAGAUGCACUUGAGGUAUCAUCACAGUUGGAACUUUGGGCUAAUGAAUUAGAACGAAAUCAAAAUGAAGUAAUUAAUACAUUAUCGGAAGCCGAGUCACGAUUAUCUCGCCAUAAUGAUUCAGUUUCACAGAUGCAAUCAGCUGUUUAUCAAGCACUAGAACAAGGAGAACAACUGGCUCAGGUUUUGGAUAAAUCUGGAGUCGGUGUUAUGGCCGAUAGUCAGUACACUGCUCAAACCAGAGUGCAAGUGUUACUCGAGUUUUUACAUGAACGUCACAUGGAUUUAGUGGAAUUAUCUGAAAUCAAACGUAGCCGACUUGAUCAAGCUGUUCAAUUAUGUCAAUUUAAUAAUGAUGCAUCACAAGUGAUAAGUUGGAUUAGAAAUGGUGAAUCAAUGUUAUCAGCAAAUUUCACUAUUCCCAACUGUUUAGUAGAUGCAGAAAUUCUUAAAAAAGAACAUGAACAAUUUCAAGUUGCAAUUGAAAAAACUCACUCUGCUGCUGUUCAAGUAAAACAGUUAGCUGAAUCUCUUGUAGCAGCCAAUCAUUAUGAUUCAACAACAGUUAAAGAAAUGGCUGUAGAAGUUACUAAACGGUGGCAGCAGUUAGUUACAUGUGCUGAAGAACGACACAAAUUAGUUACCGCUAGUCUCAAUUUUUACAAAACUGCUGAACAGGUAUGCUCAGUAAUGGAUAGUCUUGAACGAGAAUAUCGCCGUGAAGAAGAUUGGUGUGGUGGUGGUACCAUUGAAGCAGAUAAAUUAGGACAACUUUGUACUAAACAUCAAGAACAAAAAGAAGCUUUUUUAAAAGCAUGCACAUUGGCUAGGCGCACAGCUGAAACUUUUCUGAAGUACACCAAUCGUAGUUUGCAGUAUUACAGCUGUGCUAAUCAAUCCAUGGCUAGUGUGGAUACAGCAUCAGAAGCACGGGUUAAGAAUAUUCUAGAAAAAUUAUCUGGUCAAGAAAAUAAAGUACUUGAUCAUUGGUCACAAAGGAAGAAACGACUUGAUCAGUGUCAACAAUUUGUGUUGUUUGACAAAUCAGCCAAACAAGCUAUGGAAUGGAUACAUAACGCUGGUGAACAGUAUUUAAAUACCCAUACUACUGUUGGUGCCACACAGGAUGAAACAAGACAUUUACUUCAUGAACAUAACGAGUUUAAAACAUCGGCCAAAGAAACACGUGAGAAAGUUAAAUUGUUAAUACAGUUGGCAGAUAAUUUAGUAGAAAAAGGUCAUGCUCAUGCAAAUGCUAUAAAACAAUGGGUGGCUGCUGUUGAUAAUACAUACAAACAUUUUAGUUCUAGAAUGGAUAAAUAUAGACUUGAGUUAGAAAAGAGUUUGGGCAUACAAGAGCAUGUUGAUACACGUGAUUUAUCAAUUGAUAGAAACUCAGAUCCUAAUUUAGAACAAAAAGUCAAAGAAUCAUCAUCUAAAGAUUUGAAAGAAUUAAACGAAGAAAAGAGAAGGUCAGCUAGACGUAAAGAAUUCAUUAUGGCUGAACUUCUCCAAACUGAACGAACAUACGUUAAAGACUUGGAUGUUUGCAUUAAAGCCUACUUAGAUGAAAUUCGUGCUCUUCAAAAUGUUCCAAUUGGUCUCCAUGGUAGAAUUGACAUUUUGUUUGGUAACAUCGAAGACAUACGUAAUUUUCAUCGAGAUGUAUUUAUUAAAGAACUAGAAAAAUAUGAAACUAUGCCAGAAGACGUAGGACAUUGUUUUGUUACAUGGGCUCAGAAAUUUGAUAUGUACGUGAAAUAUUGUAAAAACAAACCAGAAUCUAAUGCCAUAUUAGUGCAGCAUUCAGGUUCUUGUGGUGGUGUUUUUGAAGAACUCCAAAAGAAAUACAACAUAGAUCAUCCUAUUGCUGCUUACCUAAUAAAACCUGUGCAAAGAAUUACUAAAUACCAGUUAUUGUUAAAAGAUCUUCAAUCGUGUUGUAAAGAAGGGCAAGGGGAAAUUAAAGAUGGCUUGGAUGUUAUGUUAAGUGUACCUAGAAAAGCUAAUGAUGCUUUGCAUUUAUCCCUCUUAGAAGGAUGUGAUAUUUCUACUGAUGAACUAGGGGAUGUAGUAGUGCAAGAUACAUUGUAUGUGUCAGACUCAAGACAUCACCUAUUGCGUAAAAGUCGGGAAAGACAUUGUUUUCUAUUUGAGUUAUACUUAGUGUUUGCUAAACACGUAAAAGAUAAUUCAAACAAUCCUAAAGUGAAGUAUUUAUACAAAAACAAACUCAUGACCUCAGAACUAGGUGUAACUGAACAUAUUGAAGGAGAUGAGUGUAAAUUUGCCGUAUGGACUGGUCGUGCACCAAUUUCAGAUUACCGUAUUGUAUUAAAAGCAUCUACUUUAGAAGGAAAACAAACAUGGGUUAAAAAACUCAGAGAAGUUAUUCAAGAGACAUAUUUCAAUUCAGCUUUGCGCAUGUAUAUGCCUAAGAGUCCUGCAAAACUUAAACCAGAAAGUCAGCGAUGCAGCCGAGAUUUGGAAGAAGAAAAUCUAGAUCGAGGUUCAUUAGCUUCAUUUGGAUCAGGAAAUACCACCGAUUCAGACAAGAAUUCCGGUGUGGAGAUGACGUGGGUGAUAGCGGACUUCACAGCGACAACCGCCGGCCAGGUGUCUGUUACCAAGGGUCAGCAAGUGGAACUCUUAGACUGUUACGGUGGUAUAAGUGAAAUGGUCCUAGUGCGUGUACCGUCCGACUGUACCGAAGGCAUGGUGCCCCAUAUCGUUCUUAAACAACCACCAUCGCUCAAAUCACCACUGGCUUCAGAAGUCGUCACCGCCGGAGGAGAAUGUACCGAGAACGCCACUACUUCUGCGAUUUGUAACAAUUCACCAGUGACCAAAAGACGCGUUUUCAGUGGAAGAAUGUGGAUUCCGCCGCCGUUAAGAAAAUUCAGCACCGGUAACAAAGUCGACAAGAACCACGUGCAGUCUACCAAAAAGUCGGAUAAAAAAUACAAGUCGCCUGUCAGUGAAGUCACCAAACCGAUACCGAAUGAAGACGAACAGAAUGGCGAAGAACCGGAUGAUGAACUCGAAUUGCCACCACCCAUGAAACCUAUAUCCGAGUCAAUUCUGGUGAACGCCUCGGAUGCGACGAGCGUUGCCUCGCAAAGAACGUCGGGACUGUCGGCGGAAGUAACCGCCUCGUCUUCGGCCGAUUUGGCUGAGAUUGAACAGAUCGUCAAAGAAAGAAUGGAACAGCACACCACCACAGCUUCUAUUUCAUCCACCGACAAAACGAGCGAUGAAUCGAGACUGAAGAAUGAUGAAAACGAAUGCAAAAAAGCGCUUCAUAAACGGGAGUACGUGAUGCGUGAGCUAGUCGAGACCGAAAGGGAUUACGUUCGGGACUUAUCUUUAGUAGUUGAAGGGUACAUGACGGUGAUGAAAGAUCCUGAGGCUGCAGGCUGUGACAUCCCUGUCCCCGAGGACUUAAAAUCCGGAAAGGACAAAAUUAUCUUUGGCAAUAUCGAACUUAUUUACGUAUGGCAUAGAGAUGUGUUCUUGUCAGCUGUUGAACGAUGCCUCACCCAGCCACACGAGCUCGGCAAGUUAUUCAAAAAAUACGAGCGAAAACUUUUGAUGUACGUCGUUUAUUGUCAGAACAAGCCCAUUUCCGAAUAUCUUGUGUCUGAAUACGAUUACUAUUUUGAGGAAAUGCGACAGUUCCUAGAUCAUAAGCUGCAACUAUGCGAUAUAUUAAUCAAGCCCGUACAAAGGAUUAUGAAAUAUAAGCUACUAUUACAGGAUAUAUUUAACUACACAGAGCGAGCAAAGUUAGUUGACGAAAUGGAAGCGCUGCAACAGGCCAUGCAUGUUAUGCAUGUGGUGCCUAAAGCAGCCAAUGAUAUGAUGGACGUUGGUCGUUUGCAAGGUUUUGAUGGCAAAAUAACUGCUCAGGGCAAACUAUUAUUGCAUGGUAUGUUAACAUGUGCUGAGAGGCCUUGUAGCAAUCCUAAUCGGAUGCCCCACAGAGACCUGCAUGUUUUUCUGUUUGAACAAAGUAUAAUAUUCAGUGAAGAAGUAGGCAAGAAAACGCAGUUUACUAGUCCAGUUUAUGUUUACAAAGCACACAUCCAGGUGAAUAAAAUGACUUUGGAAGAGAGGCAUGGCUCAUCAAGCAGCAACUCUUCUGAUGACUCGUCCGAUGGAUCAUUUAUUAUCAAAUCUACUGACCCCAAAAGACCUCCAUUAUGGUUUGUGUGCCAUGCGCACAGUGCUGAAUCACGAACUGAAUGGCUGCAAAACCUCCGACAAAUCCUCCAGACUCAGCGAGACUUUCUAAAAGCUAUACAGUCGCCCAUAGUAUAUCAAAAAGAGUUGACUAAGGAGGCUAGUUAGUUAUAAGUGCAUUAUAAAAUUACCAUUCUUUAAAUUGCUGUGGUAAUAGUUUAGUAUGAUUGUGUCAUGAAAUCGGCACAUAACAAUUUAUUAAGUCUGAACACUCUCUCAAGCAGAUUGAAUAUUAUUAUUAUUAUUAUUAUUAUUAUUAUUAUUAUUAUCAAGAUGACAUUCCUAUUUUACAUUAUCUUUUAAAUUUAUCUAAGUAGUUUUAACAUAAUCGAAGAAAUAUAUCACUUUAUUUUUUCGUUUAAGACAACAUCGAAUAAAUAUAAUUAUUAUUAUAUAAGAUUGACUUUUAACUUUAGAGUUUUCUAGAAAAUAUAUUUAUAUAUUUUUAUUUUUUAUUUUGGUGAAAACGUCCAUUAAAAAAAAAAAAAAACUGUUGACAAUAUUUAUGUGCAUGUGUAUCAAACAUCUUCAGUUUUUUUUUUUUUUUUUUUUUUAUGGGUCUAGUCAAAUUUUUAUGUAGGCUAAUUUCUAUUAUAUAACUUUUAUUUUACUGUAAUUAUUAAUUAUUAUUUAUAAAUCCUAUGCAGUUUCAUAAGAUUAUUAAUCGUAACAUAAUUAUGUAUUUAAUAAUUUAGACAGUAAUAUUGUACAAAACAAAAUUAUCCAUCGUCUAAUUAUGUUAGUUAGAAAUUAACUAGUGAAUUUAUAAUAUCCAAUAGCGAUGGUCCAAUAUUUAUUAUUAUCAAUGAUGCCUUAUAUUGAGAGUCUAUUGUAAUUGUAUCAAAAUUGAAUAUGACUUGUAUUGUUUUUGUCAGUAGACGGAUAUCAAGCCGUUAAUAUUAUGUAUAUAUAUAUAUAUAUAUA